GUAAUUCAUGUCCAACCAACACAAUCAUAUGACUACUGCGCCAUUUCUGCGUGUGUCUUUGAUAUUUCCCAAUUCAGUUGUUGGUCUCUGAAGAGAACCUGCCCUGCCCUGCCCUCUCGCUACCUUCACCACAGUCAGAGCAACCCCUGUUCAUUCAUCCUUACCUUACUAUAUUUAUAUAUAAUUACUAUAUAUAUAUAUAGUUAGCUCUCUGUCUCUAUCGAUAUAUAAUCAAUAUAUACACAUAUAUAUAUAUAUAUACCCGUUCAUCGUUGAAACCUUAAUUACUCACACAUCAUGUCUACCGACGAUGCUCCAAUUUAUGCGCCGUUUUUUGGUGUAAUGGGUGCCACAUCAGCAAUGGUAUUUAGUGCACUUGGUGCUGCCUAUGGCACAGCCAAGUCCGGCACAGGUAUCGCAGCCAUGUCUGUCAUGCGUCCAGAGUUGAUUAUGAAAUCCAUCAUUCCAGUUGUCAUGGCUGGUAUCCUCGCCAUUUAUGGUUUGGUUGUGGCUGUCCUUAUUGCUAAUAAUAUCAAACAAGGCUACAAGCUGUUCAAGGCUUUUGUUCAUUUAGGUGCUGGUCUAAGUGUCGGUUUGAGUGGAUUAGCUGCUGGGUUUGCUAUUGGCAUAGUUGGAGACGCUGGCGUGCGAGGAACAGCUCAACAACCCAGGUUGUUUGUCGGAAUGAUUCUUAUCCUCAUUUUUGCUGAAGUAUUGGGACUCUAUGGAUUGAUUGUUGCGUUGAUUCUUUCAACACGUGAAUGAGGCUUGCUAGUGGUUGCUGUUAAAAGAAGACAAAAAAUAAAGAAAAUUUUAAAAUAAUUUAGGGGGUACGGUGGAAACAGUAAUAAUCUGAAGGAAAGGAAAUAGAAAACUCCAAUUUAAAAAGAAAAAAAAUACCAAAAAAAAAGUUCUAAUUGAAUGUCUAAUUUCAUUAUUUCUACCUUGGUGUCGUCGCCAGGUGGAAACUGGAUGAUCGAUAAUGAGGAUAAAGCAGGCAGAAAUAAACUAUUUUGAAUGAAGAGUUGUUAUAUGCUGGCUGUGUAGGCAAAUACAGGUGUACAGUUUGAAUGUUGUUGUAAAGACACUUACUACUCCUUCCACCGUAUUCAUUAAACAAAAUCUUAAGGCUCAUUGUGUCAGAUGUGAUAGAUCAGGAAUUUUUUAAAGUGACUUGUGUGCAAAAAGAAACAACAAAAAAAAAGUGUAUUAUUUACAUACAUAUACAUACAUGAAUGACUGUGUGCAUGCGUGUGGGCGUGUGUGGGUCUUUCCUUGUAUAUUAAAACAAUUUACUGGUCUUUUUUUUUCUCCCCCCACUUUUUUUUUUUCUUCCUGAAAUAUUAGAGGUUGACCAUUUAAUGCUGUAGAAAGUCUAAUAGUUGUGGACAAAAUAAUUGUAUAUUGCAUUCUGUAAUUGUGUUGGGCUGUAAGGAGGUUGAUGUGGAUGGUGGUGGUGGUGGCAGUGGAGGAGGAGGAGGAGGUAGUGGUGUUGAGGCUUGAUUCCUAGUUGUCAUUCAUCAAUGACCUAUUCCAUUAAUUAAUUAUUCCAUAAUUUUUCCUUUGGUGGUCUUGUUGUUGUUGUUUUUGCCACCAACAUCACUUUCUCUCUCCUGUUUUUUCCCCCCCUAAUCCCCCCUUUUAUUCUUUCUUGGAGUCUCUAAGGCUUGCAGCCAUCCCACCCCCAUUCCCCCUUAUAGCUUGCAAAGGGCUGUUACCAGUAUUGUUGUGCUAUUCUUCCUCCAGCUCCUCCUCUUCUUCCUCCUCCUUCUGCUCGUUCACGUUUCCUACAGGUGCAGAAACGGUCAUUUAGCCCACAUAGAGCCAGACUUAUUUCCAGAAAACGGUACCAGGUGUAUGUUGAAUAAAAUGUAACACUUGCAGGUCCCAGUAUAGUUUUUAAAGUAUGUUGACCUAUACAUAUGAAGUGUUGUUUUGUUUU
Molecule: messenger RNA, 1942 nt
Organism: Octopus bimaculoides (California two-spot octopus)
Lineage: Eukaryota; Metazoa; Mollusca; Cephalopoda; Octopoda; Octopodidae
Product: V-type proton ATPase 16 kDa proteolipid subunit c
Biological process (GO): proton transmembrane transport
Cellular component (GO): proton-transporting V-type ATPase, V0 domain
Molecular function (GO): proton-transporting ATPase activity, rotational mechanism
Source: RefSeq, a predicted model, not a curated record